This is a messenger RNA of Sorghum bicolor (sorghum), 2049 nucleotides long. RefSeq names its product beta-glucosidase 7. Gene Ontology annotation, molecular function: beta-glucosidase activity. NCBI's taxonomy places the organism in Eukaryota, Viridiplantae, Streptophyta, Magnoliopsida, Poales, Poaceae. The transcript is spliced from 11 exons. Bases 319 to 1863 code for a protein of 514 amino acids. Gene Ontology annotation, biological process: carbohydrate metabolic process. The record is from RefSeq and is a predicted model, not a curated record.
GAAGAGGAUCGCGCCAGCCACUGCAAUCGACAGGGCGACCCAUAAACAAUCCAAAGUCUCCAAGAAAAGUAGACGCGCACGACUUGGAUAAUCGCUAUCCGGACCAGCCGUGCCGUGCCGUCGUAGUCAGGAAGAUGCCACGCCGGGGACUGUAGCUGUAGCCUGUUGGGGUGGUGAGUGGUGACAACCCCUAUCUAGCAGGACAGGAGGCAGUAGUGCUACUGCCACCCAAACCGUUAGCUUCAGGAGCCCGGAGGCCGGAGCCAGUGGGCAACAGAGUGAGAGUUGCUUUGCUUGCGCCGAGGCAGGGGACAGGAGAUGGUUGCUGCUCGGUGGGCGGGGGCGCUGCUGCUCGCGCUGCUGGUGGUGGCGUGCGGCGGCGCGCGUGCAGGUGCAGCGGCAGCGGCGGCGGCCGGGGGAGGAGGAGCCGGAGCGAGCUGGCUGGGCGGGCUCAGCCGGCCGGCGUUCCCCAGGGGCUUCGUGUUCGGGACCGCGACGUCGGCGUACCAGGUCGAGGGCGCCGCGUCCACCAACGGCCGCGGCCCCUCCACCUGGGACCCGUUCGUGCACACCCCAGGAAAUAUUGUAGGGAAUCAGACUGCAGACGUCGCAGUGGAUCAGUAUCAUCGCUACAGGGAAGAUGUUGACCUCAUGAAAAGUUUGAAUUUUGAUGCCUACCGGUUUUCAAUCUCAUGGUCCAGGAUCUUCCCAGAUGGCGAGGGAAGAGUCAAUCCAGAAGGUGUUGCUUAUUACAAAAAUUUGAUAAGCUACCUGCUUCAGAAAGGCAUUACUCCAUACGCCAAUCUUUACCACUCCGAUCUUCCUCUUGCGCUUCAGAACAAAUAUGGAGGAUGGUUAAACCCCAAGAUGGCGAAACUGUUCACAGACUAUGCUGACUUCUGUUUUAAGUCUUUUGGAGAUCAUGUAAAGCAUUGGUUUACAUUCAAUGAGCCAAGGAUAGUAGCACUACUUGGUUAUGAUGGUGGGUCGAUUCCUCCUCAAAGGUGUACCAAAUGUGCUGCUGGUGGGAAUUCAGCAACGGAACCUUAUAUCGUUGCUCAUAAUUUUCUCUUGUCACAUGCUGCUGCGGUGGCAAGAUACCGUAAUAAGUAUCAGGCUGCUCAGAAAGGAAAGGUUGGAAUAGUUCUGGACUUCAAUUGGUACGAACCUCUCACAAACUCAACUGAAGACCAAGCAGCGGCUCAGAGAGCAAGGGAUUUCCAUGUUGGUUGGUUUGUUGAUCCAUUAAUAAAUGGACAUUAUCCACAGAUGAUGCAAGAUAUUGUGAAAGAGCGGCUGCCCAAGUUUACUCCUGGGCAAGCUAAAUUGGUCAAGGGCUCAGCAGAUUAUAUUGGGAUCAAUCAAUACACAGCUAGCUACAUUAAGGGCCAGAAAUUGCUCCAGCAGAAGCCUACUAGCUACUCAGCUGAUUGGCAGGUUCAAUAUGCUUUAGAACGGAAUGGCAAACCAAUUGGACCACAGGCGAAUUCAAACUGGCUUUACAUUGUCCCAUCGGGGAUGUAUGGUUGUGUGAACUAUCUGAAGCAGAAGUAUGGAAAUCCAACAGUUUUCAUAACUGAGAACGGAAUGGAUCAACCUGGAAACUUGACCCGUGAGCAGUACUUGCACGACACCACAAGGGUGCAAUUCUACAAAGGCUACCUCGCUGAGCUGAAGAAAGCCAUCGAUGACGGCGCUAACGUGGCUGGCUACUUCGCUUGGUCUCUCCUUGACAACUUCGAGUGGCAGUCAGGUUACACGUCCAAGUUCGGAAUUGUCUACGUCGACUUCAGCACGCCCAAGCUCGAACGACACCCCAAGGAUUCAGCCUACUGGUUCAGAGACAUGCUUCAGAAACACUGAGUGUCUAACAACCAAGCCUGAACCCUGGAGUAGUUACCAUUGAAUUUCUUCAGCGUUGCCUAAGUUAGUGUUUGGCUGGCCAUAUUAUUCUAGCAAAAGCUGUAAGCUAGCUCAGUACAAGGGUAUCAAAAUUGGAGUAAAAGAUGAUAAACGGAAAAUCAAUUUGCGAGUUCCAUGUGUUUGAUC